Molecule: messenger RNA, 688 nt
Organism: Durio zibethinus
Lineage: Eukaryota; Viridiplantae; Streptophyta; Magnoliopsida; Malvales; Malvaceae
Source: RefSeq, a predicted model, not a curated record
AUGGGGAUGAUGUAUUAUCAGUUGUACAAGUCAUCUUAUCAUGACUCUUUGAAAAUACUAGAGGCCGAUAUACAACAUGCAAAUGCUUUGGCUGUUGCAAUGCCAAGAGCCAAGAGUGGAGCACAUCUUCAAAUGAAAUUGGUGUACAAUCAUUUGGCGCCCCUCUGUCUAUUUUCGCUACAAUGGAUGGAUUGUUCCUGCAUAUGUCUACUCCGUAGAUAUUUAAACUUCUUUCAUAUGCUUGUGUACAAGGCAUAUACAGAUGGGAGAUCAAAGAUAUCUACACAUGGUAGAAAGGCAACAAUUAAAGAGUUAUAUGGUGUUAUAUUACCAUCUCUUCAAAGGCUCCAUGGUAACUUGGGGGAGUUGGAUGAUGAAAAGGAAGGGCAGUUUACUAUGGGGAGUUCUGGCAAGAAAAGAGUUGAAUUAGAUAAUAGACUUGGGAAUAUUGAUUUGGAGAGGGAAGAUGAAUGUGGGAUUUGCUUGGAGCCUUGCACCAAAUUGGUCUUGCCUAAUUGUUGCCAUGCAAUGUGCAUCAAAUGCUACGGCAAUUGGAGCACAAAAUCAGAGUCCUGUCCUUUUUGCCACGGUAGCUUGAAAAGAGUUAACUCUGAAGAUUUAUGGGUGCUUAUUUGCAAUGAUGAUGUGAUCGACAAUAAAACUGUUUCUAAGGAGGACUAGUUGCGUU